Messenger RNA from Akanthomyces muscarius, 447 nucleotides. RefSeq lists its product as uncharacterized. The record is from RefSeq and is a predicted model, not a curated record. The coding region runs from base 1 to 447 and encodes 148 amino acids. Lineage: Eukaryota; Fungi; Ascomycota; Sordariomycetes; Hypocreales; Cordycipitaceae. The transcript has a single exon.
AUGCUUUACACUGGUAUUGCCGCCCUUGCCCUCGCAGCCACUGCUGCUGCUGCCCCCAGCACCGAGAUUGAGAAGCGUGCUUCCGGCAGCAACCAGAACAUCUCCAUCUUCCGCUACGGCGAUGCCACCCAGUGCCACCACAUCCUCCGCGACUCCGGUGCUUGCGGCAUCAGCACCUACUUCAAGAAUGUCAACCAGGGCGCUUCCUUUGUCGCCAUGCCCGCCGACGUCUUUGACCGCUAUGGCGCUGCCCAGCACAACAAGCUCUGCGGCAAGACCAUCACCAUCAAGCACAACGGCGUCACCAAGACCGCCAUUGUCGCCGACCGCAACCUCAGCAACGACCACUCCAUCGACACUUGCCUUGACAUCUGGAAGGCGUUUGGUGGCCACGACAACGACGGUAGCCUCAUCCGUGGUGCCAGCUGGACCAUCAACGGUGCUUAA